UCUCCUCAGGCAGCAGUAGCAGCUGCGCUCCUCGCUCUCUGAGGCAGAACCUGGCGUUACGGCCACCCAGUCAGACAUGGAGAAGGAACAGAAGCACCAGCAGGACAAGGUGCAGGGAGGGCUUAACAACAAAGCCGCCCUUGCCUCCGGGGAUGCCUGCGGGACCGAGAAUCAAGAUCCUGCUGCUUCCGUCCCCACAGUCUCCAGCCAAGCAUCUCCCUCGGGCGGCGCCGCUCUGAGCAGCAGCACAGCCGGUUCUUCCGCUGCAGCCGCCACCUCCGCCGCCAUUUUCAUCACCGAUGAUGCCUCGGGGCUGCCAAUCAUAGCUGCUGUGCGGAGCGAGAGGCAUUCUGACCUCCGGGACUGUCUCAGUCCUCACGAAGUCUUUGGGUGUGUGAUGCCUGAGGGGGGCAGCCAGGCCGCUGUGGGACCCCAGAAGGCCACUGGCCACGCCGACGAGCACCUGGCCCAGACCAAGAACCCCCGGAACAGCCGUCGUAGGAAGCAGCCCCGCCGCAACCAGGCUGCUCCGGCUCAGAAGCCCCCAGGGCGGCGUCUGUUUCCUGGGCCUUUGCCGCCAUCUUCUCCAGGGUUCCGGCCCAGCAGCCAUCCCCGUUCCGGGGCUUCUACGUCGAGUCAGGCAACCCACCCAGGCCCUGCACUCCUAAGCCACGCAUCUGAGGCAAGGCCUGCUAGCCAAAGCCGCAUCACCCUGGCAGCUUCUGCUCUCCGCAGACGUGCAUCUGGUCCAGGCCCUGUCAUCCGACGCUGCACCACCCAGCCAGGCCCUGCUUUUCCACGCCGCGCCACUCAUCUAGACGCUGCUCGCCUAAGCCCUGAAUCUGAAUCUGCGCCAGGCCCUGCUCGCCGAGGCCGUGCAUCUGCGCCAGGCUCUGCCCGUCGAGACCGUGCAUCUGCGCCAGGCCCUGCCCGCCGAGGCCGCGAUUCUGCGCCAGGCCCUGCCCGCCGAGGCCACACAUCUGCGCCAGGCCCUGCCCUUCGCGGCCGCACAGCAAGGUCAGAUCCCGCUCAUCGCAGCACCAGCACGACGCCAGGCACUGGUCUCCCGAGCCGUUCCACCCAGCGAAGUUCAGCCCUUCUCAGCCGCGGCUCUCUGUCUGGGCCAGCUGAUGAGAAUCCUUCCUGUGGGGCUGGCUUACGAAGGCUUGCCUUUCAGAGCAGAUCAGGCUCUCCUGAUCCUGAGGUCCCAAGCCGUGCUUCCCCGCCUGUUUGGCAUGCAGUCCGUAUGCGUGCCUCCUCACCCUCACCCCCUGGGAGGUUCUUCCUUCCCAUCCCUCAGCAGUGGGAUGAGAGCUCCUCCUCCUAUGCUUCCAACUCCUCCUCCUGCUCCCCGAGUAGGUCUCCUGGCCUAAGCCCCUCUUCCCCUUCCCCUGAGUUUCUGGGCCUGAGAUCUAUCUCCACUCCUAGCCCUGAUAGCCUUAGGCGUGCCUUGAUGCCUGAGUUUUAUGCUCUGAGCCCUGUCCCUCCAGAAGAGCAGGCAGAAAUAGAGAGCACAGCUCACCCUGCAACACCGCCUGAGCCGUGACCCUCUAUGAGCAUCCUGUAAGACCCACAGAAGGAGUCAACAUCUACCCACUUUGUGAAUGGGCUGCUUGCCCUGUAG
Mandrillus leucophaeus (drill) is the source of this 1624-nucleotide messenger RNA. It is a transcript of the gene EZHIP, whose product is annotated as chromosome unknown open reading frame, human CXorf67. NCBI's taxonomy places the organism in Eukaryota, Metazoa, Chordata, Mammalia, Primates, Cercopithecidae. The transcript has a single exon. The coding region runs from base 77 to 1546 and encodes 489 amino acids. Gene Ontology annotation, cellular component: nucleus. The record is from RefSeq and is a predicted model, not a curated record.